GGAGCGCCCCGGCCCAGCAUGUAAAAGCGGCCCCGCACGCCCGGCUGCCCUGUCGCCUUCGGAGCCUCCUCCGCUCCCGCUCCUCCUCACCGCCGCACGGCCGCAGCGUCAUGGCAGGGCACGGCGCCAGCCUGCUCCUGCUCCUGGGUCUCAUGCCAGCUCUCCUCCUGGCCGUCAGGAUCAACGGCAAGGGCCGGGAGGUGCUGCAUCUGGCAAAGGGCGACUCGGUGAAGCUGGGCUGCCCCUAUGUCCUCGAGCCUGAAGACAACGGUCCCCAGGGCUUGGGCAUCGAGUGGAUCCAGAUCACGCCCGAGCGGCCCGGCCCUGAGAAUGUGUUCCUGUCCUACCAUGACCACCACGUGGACUACGGCAGCGGGUCGGGGCUGCAGGACCGCGUGGCCUUCGUGCAGAAGGACCCCAGCCAGUACGACGCCUCCAUCCGCCUGGCCGACCUGCAGGUCUCCGACACCGGCACCUACCAGUGCCGCGUGAAGAAAAACACCGUGGCCGUGCACGAGGUCAUCGUCACCGUGCAAGAUAAGCCAGCACCCCCCCAGUGUUGGAUCGAGGGGGAGCUGAUUUGGGGGAGCAGCAUCCUGCUGCGGUGCUUCAGCCGCGAGACCUCGACCGCCGUCAGCUACCAGUGGGCCAAGCUGGCCGAUGGCUACGGCGGGGGACACCUGCCCUCCGGCACCAUCCAAGGACGAGCUCCUGGCGACCUGUUGAUCCGUAGCCUGUCGGAGGUGCACACCGGCGUCUACCAGUGCCGCGUCACCAACCGCGUGGGCUACUCCGUGUGCCAGCUCAACGUCAGCCCCGUGCCGAGGUGCGCUCCCGCCACAGGGGGACGGCAGACGGGCAUCAUCGUGGGCUCCAUCCUGGGCUCACUGCUGCUCCUCAGCCUGCUGGGGCUGCUCAUCUGGGCGCUGAUCUGCCGCUACCGCCGGAAGGAAUGCCAGCGCGCCUGCAGCGACUGCCGGAGCAGCACGGGCGGCACCAUGACCCGCACCUGCAACGUCUGCACCCACGGCUACGCGCCCCACGGCAUCAGCUACAUGCAGUGCCAGCACGGCGAUAGCGACGAGCGGGCGGCCGCGCUCAUCUGCAACGAGGGCAUCCGGCACCAGGUCGCCUGCCCGGCGCUGUAACCCCCAUCAUCGGCCCCACACGCCCGCCCAAAAUUCGGCUCCACGAGGAGGGGGGAGCGACACGAGCCCGGAGCCGGCGGCGCCGCCGGGAUCAGCGCGGAGCCCCCGGGGCUCGCCGCGCAAAUUGACGGCAAGAACCAGCUCCCUCCUCCCCCCGGCGCAGCUCCGGCAAACCACGUUUUGGUUCAUCCCUCUGGUUGGUUGGUUUUCUUGGUUGUUGGUAUUUUUUUGGCCCCUUUUUUUGUAUGUCCCCCCCACCGGCUCUCAGGGCGGCUCCCGGAGGCUUCCCUGCCUAUUUAUUUCUCUCCGGCCCAUCCGUUCGGCACCGAGCGGGGAUGUGGCCACCCCGAAUCGCACCCCCCCCCACCAUGCACCUCCGGCCCGGCGCCCCCGCAUUGGCUUCAGCAAUUUGGUGUUUGUUAUUCGAGACGAGACGCCGCCGGCACCAGGAUUUGCAGUUUGGAAAGAGAAAAACCAAAAAGAAAAGAAAUAAACCAAAGUGACUCCA
Columba livia (rock pigeon) is the source of this 1656-nucleotide messenger RNA. RefSeq names its product V-set and immunoglobulin domain containing 8 (gene VSIG8). The coding region runs from base 111 to 1148 and encodes 345 amino acids. Gene Ontology annotation, cellular component: intracellular anatomical structure. The transcript has 7 exons. The record is from RefSeq and is a predicted model, not a curated record. NCBI's taxonomy places the organism in Eukaryota, Metazoa, Chordata, Aves, Columbiformes, Columbidae.